Messenger RNA from Rhinocladiella mackenziei CBS 650.93, 1239 nucleotides. RefSeq lists its product as uncharacterized. The coding region runs from base 1 to 1239 and encodes 412 amino acids. NCBI's taxonomy places the organism in Eukaryota, Fungi, Ascomycota, Eurotiomycetes, Chaetothyriales, Herpotrichiellaceae. Gene Ontology annotation, cellular component: outer membrane. The transcript has a single exon. The record is from RefSeq and is a predicted model, not a curated record.
AUGUCCAACCAGGAGUACUGGGACAAUCAAGGUCCUAGUGACCAGUACGGCUACGGGGACAAUCGUCAACGAGGCUAUCAUCAGCAACAAUGGCCACCUCCUUCUGGCCCAACUCACGGCCAUGGCGAUCAGUCCUACCAUCAAGGCUAUGAUCAGGACAGGCCAUACGGGUAUGGCUCCCCUGCACCACCACCACCACCACCCCCGGGCCUGGGCUACCAGCAACCCUACGGCUAUCCACCAGACCAUCAAGGCUCUCAUGAUCAAUAUCAAUAUCGUCACAGCCCAAAUCCAAAUCCAUACUCCUCCCCUCCACCUCCGUCGGACCACUCCUAUCAUCAGGCCGACUAUCCAUCCCAACCCCCAAGCUAUGGUGGUUACAAUGACCAAGCCCCACCCCACAUCCAACGUACUCACUCACCAGAUCCCCAUAUGUCCCAAUAUGAAAAAUUCACUCCACCCCCCGGCCCAGGAUGCCCUCCUCCCCCAGGAUCGGUCCCAGGUGCCGGGCCCAUGGAGCCUAAUGACCCCAAUGCGCAAGACCGAGGCCUCAUGGGCGCUCUGGCCGGUGGCGCCCUCGGCGCCUACGGCGGACACAAAGUCCACCACGGCUUCCUGGGGACUGUAGCGGGGGCCAUCGCCGGCUCCGUGACCGAAGACGCCUACAAAAAGCACCAAAAGGAGAAAAAGAACAAGCUCAGUAAGCCCCCACGCCCAGCUGGUCUGCGUCGAGAUUCUUCUUCCUCUUCCUCUUCCUCUUCUUCGUCGUCCAGCGAUUCCUCGGACGGCGAGAAGAAAAAGAAGAAGAAACACGAUUGGGCUGUCCCUGCUGCAGCAGGGGCUGGCGUAGGCGCUUACGGCAUGCACCAGUAUCAACAGCAUCACGGUGGCGGUCGUGGUCCACCUCUGCAUGCGAUGCGCGGCAACUUUUCGUCCUCUUCGAACAACAUCACGCUAGACCGGGACUACGAUCUGAUCGCCUCCUGUGCCAACGUGCGCGGCCAACAUAAGUUGUCUUCUUUGUCGCUGAACAGCUGCCUGUCCAAUCAGCACGGACACUUUGCCUGGAUGCGCGGCGGGAAUUUUGGCGCCAGCGCACGGAACGUACGGUUGUUGGAAAAUGGGAAGGUGUUGGAAGCGGAGUUAGGCACCGGUGAUGGAAGGUGGAAUAGGGAUUAUGUUCGGCUCGAUGAGCGGGUAGGCAAUAGUGAUGGCGAGUUGGUGUUUUUGGACCCCUGA